AUGUGAAGAUGGGACACACUUUGCUUGGUGUGCUGGGCUUUUUCUCGCUGAAUAUUCUCUUCUACUGCGGACAUGCUCAAGACGUUUUGCUGACCAUUGAGCCAAACUGGUCCACUGUAUUUACUGGAGAGUCUGUUACCUUUAUGUGUGACACGAGGGGAGAAAAAGGUGACAACUGGUUUUACUCGAUCUACAGGGGUGAUGAUGAAUUUAUCUCAAACAACGACAGGGAGAAUCAUACAGUAAAACUUCAAUAUACAGGCUUCAGCGGUGAAUACCAGUGCCGUGCUCACAUUAGGGGCUCCAUAAAAGCAAGUAACAAAGUCUCUCUAACUGUAUCAGACAAAGAUGUGAUCCUGGAAACUCCUGCGUCCUCUCUGUUUGAAGGAGAAUCAGUGACUCUGGGCUGUCGGCAUCGUGACCCAACAAAGAAUAAGAACGCUGUUUUCUACAAAGACGGAUCUGCUGUUGAAAUGGACACAAACCUUCAGUCACAGAUGAUGAAAAACACAGUUCAAGUGAUAUCAGACAGGAGCUCAAGUUACAUGUGUAAAUUUGGGGAUGAAGAAUCUGAACCGAUAAAACUGACAACGGAACCACAACCAAAGGUCCAUCUGAUGGAUAUUCCAGCAGAGGGUAAUGUGACUCUGAGCUGCUCUGUGACAUCAUCAUCAUCAUCUGGUUGGAAAUUCUUCUGGUACAAAGGAGAGAAAACCUCUGAACCUCUGACCAAACAAGAUGCUGUUCUCCUCUCAUCUGGACAAAUCACCGUCUCAAGAGGAGGAGUCUACUGGUGCAGAGGAGGAAGAGGAGAGCCACUUUACUACACAGAGUACAGCCACUCAGUCGUCACUAACAGGGCUGUUGUGUCCCUGCAACCCAACUGGCCUGAGAUAUACUCUGGAGAGACGAUCACACUUACAUGUGAAAUUGAGGACGGAGGAGACACUGAGUGGGAGUAUGAAUGGAGAACAAGCAGCUCAACCACACCUCCAAAAACAAGAGAAUACACAUUUAAACCAUCAAGCAGUGAAUACUACUGGUGUAUGGGUAUCAUAAAAGGUAGAGAGUCUACAACAAAGCUGAGUGAUCGUUUCACAUUGACACCAUCUUCCAAUAAACCUGAACCUGUCCUCACUGUGUCUCCAUCAUGGCUGAGUCCUGGAGACUCAGUGACUCUGAACUGCAGAGUUAAACAUCCAUCAGCAGGAUGGAGGUUCUCCUGGUAUAAGGCUGUUCCCAAACCAUCAGACAACUCCUACAGCUAUGAGCUGCUACCUGACAGCACCACUGGGACUGAACAGGAUUCUUACAUCGUUCAUGGACAAACACACACAGCAGGAUAUGUGUGCAGAGCUGGAAGAGGAGAUCCAGUUUAUCACACUGAUAACAGUCAACCUCAGUUUGUCUGGUCUGGAGAUUUUGGUUCCUCAGCGUCUCUCACAGUGAGUCCUGACAGAGUGCAACACUUCACCUCUGACUCUGUGUCACUGAGCUGUGAGGGAAACUCUACUGAGUGGAGAGUGAGGAGGUUUACUGAUGGCGACCUGUCAGACUGCUCCACCUGGGGGACAAUGACUGGAUCCACAUGCAAAGUGGAUAAAUACUGGCUAAGUGGAGUUUACUGGUGUGAAUCUGGAACAGGAGAGUUCAGCAAUGCCAUCAACAUCACCAUUGAGUACGGUCAUAUCAUCCUGCUGAGUCCUGUCCGUCCUGUGACUGAAGGACGUUCUGUCACUCUCGGCUGCAAGCUGAAGACACAAAAUGAUAUUUAUAAUGUGGUUUUCUAUAAAAAUGGCAAAAUCGUCCAAAAUGACACCAGAGGAGAGCUGAAUAUCUUUGCAGCGUCAAAGUCUGAUGAGGGCUUUUAUAACUGUAAAGGAGAUAAUUCAUCACAAGGCUGGAGUGUGACGUCACCAGAGAGCUGGAUGUCAGUAAAAUCGUCCAGGCCUGAAAACAACCCUCCAUUUCCUGUGCUGUUGGUUGUUGGGCUGGUUGGUGGAGUUUUACUGAUUAUUCUCCUGCUGCUGUUUCUGUUGCUGUGUUGCUGCAGAAAGUCAAAAGACUCCUGCUUUAACAGGUCUCAGAGAUCCAAUCAGAGCCCUGCUACAGACCAGGAUGGAUCUCACUACGCUUCACUUUCACAUGGUGAUCUUUGCCUCUAUGACACAAUCAGAAGACCUGAAGAACCUGAAAAUGACUCUAUAUAUAUUAACAGGUCUCAGAGAUCCAAUCAGAGCCCUGCUACAGACCAGGAUGGAUCUCACUACGCUUCACUUUCACAUGGUGAUCUUUGCCUCUAUGACACAAUCAGAAGACCUGAAUAACCUGAAAAAGAUCAAUAAAGUUAUCUGAGCAGACAAAACCAAUCGAACAGAUGACGGAUAAAAAAAACAUCCUUCUUUGAACAGUUUUUGCAGCUUUUUUGUAAUUAUUACCUGCACUUUUGCUAUUAUUUACAGUGUUUUGUAGUUAACCCAGCAGUUCAUUCAAAGGAAAUGCAUCAUAUGGCUUUAAUAUUCUUUUAUAUUAGUUAAAAAAUGCUAUAUCAUGUGAAAUAUAUGUCAUGUAAUGUAAAAUGUUUGUAUUGAGUGUUUAUAUUCUGUAUUCAUUUGUUUUGUAGAUAACGUUAAAUAGAGGCUGAUUUAAAAAAGCAGCAAAAAGAGUCUGAAGUUUAAAUUAUUAGAGCUUCAGCACCCUAUAAAGUUAGCAUCUCUUCUAUUUUUGAUAACAAACCUUUACUAGUUUAUUGCAUUUACUGUUAUCAGACAACAUUUUUCUCUGUCUUUUUC
Molecule: messenger RNA, 2792 nt
Organism: Centropristis striata (black sea bass)
Lineage: Eukaryota; Metazoa; Chordata; Actinopteri; Perciformes; Serranidae
Product: Fc receptor-like protein 3
Exons: 17
Coding region: 9-2327 (772 amino acids)
Biological process (GO): cell surface receptor signaling pathway
Molecular function (GO): transmembrane signaling receptor activity
Source: RefSeq, a predicted model, not a curated record